AUGGGCUUCUUAAAGACUUUUCUUCCACCUGGCGAUCGCUAUGCAGCCCUCUUGCUUUAUGGCAUGGUACUAUCGACAUGCUUCAAUGGCUACGACGCAGGCAUCAUGACUGUUAUUCUUGCAGAUAACCAAUUUGUCGAGUACUACAGCGUUGAUGCCAAUCGCUCUGGAAUUAUUGCUUCCAUACCUUGGGCAGCUACCGGCGUUGCGCAGCUCUUCAUCGGAGGCACUCUUGCAGGCUAUUUAGGGCGCCUUUGGGCACUCCGUAUAUCUAUUGUUAUCAUGAUCAUUGGAGUCAUACUGCAAGUCGUACCAAAUACGUUCGGGGUCCUUAUCCUGGGCCGAUUGCUAAGUGGUCUUGGCUUCGGGUGCGUCUACAUAGCAACUAGCCUCUAUGUCGCAGAAUGCUCUCCCAAAACGCUGAGAGGAAGUUUUGUCGGCACAGUCACACAAUUUGGCUAUCAGCUAGGAACCCUAAUCGCGUUUUGGGCCGGCUACGGCAUGUCCUUCUAUGACCAUCCAUUCAACGUUGCCUGGCGUGUUUCAAAUUUGAUUCAAAUUCCAAUUGGUCUUGCCUUCAUCUUCAUAUCUUUCUGGUACCCCGAAUCACCGCGAUGGAUACUAGAAAUGCAUCCGGAAGAAACAGAUCGUGUAAUGAAUAUUCUGUGCAAACUCCGUAUGGGAACUCCAGACUCCCAUCAUGUGCGGGAAGAGUACCACGAGCUCAUGGCGUCAUACCUCUAUCGGAAACGCUUCAAAUCUGGCUAUACCCGACUCUUCACCUCAGCAGCUCUGAGAAAACGCCUCCUGUACGGUUUCUAUGCCACCGCGCUUCAGCAAGCCGGGGGUAUUGCAGCUUUGACAAUGUAUGCUGCGAUAAUUUAUAAAUCACUGGGCUGGGACAAAGGCCACCAGGCGUUGGCCAUCAACGGCGUUCAGGCAGUUUUGCAACUCUUCAUCGUGCUCAUUAAUACCGCAACUGUAGACCGAUUCGGUAGGAAGACACUGCUAAUUGCGGGAUUUUCAAUCCAAGUACUAGCGUUACUCAUCAUGUCUAGCCUGACGACGGCAUUCCCUCAUAACGAUAACAAGCCGGCGGCUGUCAUGGAGGUUGUGUGUCUCUUCAUCGUUGGUAUGACAUACUGUUGGUCAAAUGGUCCAAUCCCUCCUGCUAUCGCGUCGGAAAUCUUUCCACAAGAAGUGCGAGACAAGGCGUUUGGCAUUUCUCUGCUUGGACAGACGGCUUGUCUCCUAGCAAUCACCCAACCCUGGCCGAAGUUUAAUAACGAGGUUGGCGGGAGAAGUUAUUGGCUCUUACUAGGUCUUAACACCCUUUGUCUGCUAAGCGUGAUAUUUAUUCUCCCAGAGACCAAGGGGGUAUCUCUGGAGCGCAUGGAUACCAUAUUCGGCGAAGUUGACGCCGUCGAGGCAGGGGAGGAGGAUAAUAGAGAAAAACUAGAGAUAGCUGAUGUGAUACAUGAAGAAUUGGUCCCUGAGGCGGGUAUAAAAGAACAUGAAGACAAACAACACUAA
Trichoderma asperellum CBS 433.97 is the source of this 1533-nucleotide messenger RNA. RefSeq lists its product as uncharacterized. The record is from RefSeq and is a predicted model, not a curated record. Gene Ontology annotation, biological process: transmembrane transport; carbohydrate transport. Gene Ontology annotation, molecular function: carbohydrate:proton symporter activity. Gene Ontology annotation, cellular component: membrane. NCBI's taxonomy places the organism in Eukaryota, Fungi, Ascomycota, Sordariomycetes, Hypocreales, Hypocreaceae.